This is a messenger RNA of Fusarium subglutinans, 1587 nucleotides long. RefSeq names its product alcohol oxidase. Gene Ontology annotation, molecular function: flavin adenine dinucleotide binding; oxidoreductase activity, acting on CH-OH group of donors. NCBI's taxonomy places the organism in Eukaryota, Fungi, Ascomycota, Sordariomycetes, Hypocreales, Nectriaceae. The record is from RefSeq and is a predicted model, not a curated record. The transcript is spliced from 4 exons. Bases 1 to 1587 code for a protein of 528 amino acids.
AUGGCUUCACAAACUUACGACUACAUCGUUGUUGGAGGUGGCCUUGCAGGCUGCGUUCUCUCCAGCCGCAUUCGGCAGUACGAGGACGCAGCCAAGAUACUCCUCAUUGAAGCUGGAAAAGAAACGCGUGGCCGCUCGGAUGUCCAAAACAUGCAGGUUUUGAACCUAGGCGGCGAAUUGGACUGGCAGUAUCAGUCAGAGCCCGUUGAAGGACUUACGGGGCGACGGAUCACUCUCAACGCUGGGAAGGGUCUGGGCGGCAGCUCAGCUAUCAACUCAGGUGGCUGGACUCGUGGUGCUGCGGCAGACUACGACGAGUGGGCAGCCCUCUUCGAUGAUACGAACCCGGAGCAGCACGGCAGAGAUGGGCCUAUCCGUGUAACUUGCGCCAAGGCAUCUAAUCGCGUGUUCCCUCUUGCUGAGACAGCCGCUGCUGGAUGGGAAGAGCUUGGCGUUUCAACCCUGCCAGCCGGCGAUCAGAACAGCGGGAACAAUCUCGGGCGCGCUUACAUCUGUGAGGCGAGAUGUGAUGGUAAACGCGAGUGGUCUGCCAGUCAGUACUCAUUGGAAGGAGUCCAAGUUCGUCUCGAGACUUUGGUGAACCGUGUCGUCAUCCAGAAAAUCGAUGGGCAUCUCAAAGCCACUGGUGUUGAGCUGGCCGACGGUAGCGUUGUUAAUGGUCAGAACAUCAUAAUCUCCGCUGGUGCAUUCCGAUCUCCUCAAAUCCUUCAGCUCUCUGGUAUCGGUCCGAAAACUCAUCUUCAGGAGUUUGGCAUUGAGCCACUCGUCGAUCUUCCAGAGGUUGGCAAGAACUUAUCUGAUCAUAUGAUAUUCUUCCAGCACUGGCGGCUACGUGAUCCUUCUGCUGGGCAUACUAUUGGGUCCUCCAAUCCUCUCUUUCAACAACCCCAAUACUCACAAGGUGUACCUUUUGACUGGAUCGUCAACACCGGCAUUCCAAGGGAGGGCCUCGCGAAAGCUAUUGAAAGAGAUGAAGGGACAGAACCGCGUGAAUCCGAGCAUGUUCUUCUCGCGAAAGAUAGAACAUUUGUCGAGAACAUUAUCAUGUUUGCUAAACUUCCUUUUCCUGGCGUCCCCAUGGAUGCAGAGCAUAUUACUAGUGCCUUGGUAAGCUUUCUGCCUACCUCGACAGGCUCUGUGUCAUUGAAGUCUGGGAAGCCUGGCGAACAUCCAAAGGUGAAUCUCAAUUAUCUGUCCACCGAGGUAGACAAGUAUGUCUUUCGUGAAGGAUUACGCCAAUUGACGAGAUUCAUGCUGGAGUCCAAAUUUAGUGACGAGAUCAUUGGAGAAUCAAUUCCCGAAGGCCUUCCCGCCGAAGCUCUUGCACUGGAUGAUAGUGAUGUUAAGUUGGACCAGAGGGUAGCUAUGACUGGCGGCACCUCUUGGCAUCCUUCAGGUACUUGCUCUAUGGGGAAAGUAGUUGACACGGAGUUUUGCGUUACAGGCGUUAAAGGACUUCGAGUUGUUGACGCAUCAGUGAUCCCGGUGCCAUUGAGCGCACAUCUUCAAGCUCCCCUCUAUGCGCUUUCAGAGCAGGCAGCAGCUAUUAUCACUGGGAAGGUAUAG